CAGUGCAGUAUGGGUGAUGGUGUGCUCUGUGGGUGCCUGAACAGACCUUAAUCAUGAUUUUGAAUGGUCUGUUGCUGAAGGCUCCUGGGUCGCAGUGUGGGUGACUGGGUCCAAAAGGGAGCCUGCUGGGAGAGUACUAUUGGGCUCGGGCUAUGGGGUGCCCUUAUACAAUCCUGCACAGGGGCCUCUGCUGACUGUGGCUGUCUCUGCUGCUAAGGCAUACACAUGGCUGGCAGUAGGUUGAAGUCUAACCUGAGAAAUGCUUUUGAUUAGCGACCAUGAAGCAGAAGUGCCUGAACAUGCCAGAAGCAGCAGCAGCACCAGGGGAGGGAGAGAGAAGGUCACUGAUUACACGGGCUGCAAGCUCCUAGUCCCUGCCCCCUAUAACCACCAUGGCAACCUGACUGCGGGAGACAGUAAGAGGGCAACAAAACACCUUGUAAUAUGAGGGGGGAUUAUAGGGAUAUGUGCCGGGGAUAGGGAAACGCCUUGUUACUCCCUGGCAGUAGCAGUAGCAGCAGGAGGAGGGGAGAACAGAGGCAGUGACAGAGCUGGGAGGGCUUAGGAGACAGUACAUCCACGGCCAGCCGCUGUGCAGUGAGAAGAGCAGGAGAUUUACCGGGAAAGGCUUGUGAGGUGCAGCUUGGGGAAGAAGAAGCCUGUCCUUAUUGGGAUAGGGCAUAGGGGAGGAUUCUAUGCUGUGCAAUUUUACUUGGCGUCCGUGCUGGAGAGCAGACAGGUGUGGGGCUAUUUCUAUUGCUGUCUGAGUAUGAAGAGCCGACCUGGAUUGUGAUGGAGACUGUGUAUGAGAAGCACCUGGGUCUCUGUGUCAGUGCUGUACACACAUAGUGCAGGCCAUCCUUGCCUACGGACUGCCCAUUCCUGCUGGCACUGUGUGCAACUGGUGGCAUAUAUUCCGACUGGGUAGUACAAGACCCUCACUGGUGGUGCCCAUCUACCCCCCCGCAGGAGAGUAACUUGAUAACUUGUGCUACUCCGGCAUGCAGGAUGGAAUAGCUUCCAUGGCACAGAAACAGAUGGUUCUACCCAUUAGCCCGCUACUGUAUAGACUGGCACCUGGGCUAGGGUGCUAGACAUUGGCACACAAAGUGGUACCAUCCAACUGCCUUUCAUUGCAAAGACAUAUUAGAAGUUCUUCAACUUAGAUUCAAUUUAUAUUGAUUCAGAGCUGACUGGCAGAGGAGGAUUGAUUGUUGGCAUAGGGCAGGGCAUCCCUACAGGGAGCCCCGUUAUUAGCCCCCCUGGCUCCUGGCACAGGGAUGGGCUGCGCUCCCAGCAUCCACGUAUCUCAGAGCGGAGUGAUUUACUGCCGGGACUCGGACGAGUCCAACUCCCCGCAUCAGACAACCACCAUCUCCCAGGGCACCGCCGCCACCCUGCACGGACUCUUCAUAAAGACCGACGCGGCAGAUUCCAUCCCUUCGGUACUUACCUACCAGGGCCGCUACCCUCCUGCUGCACGGAGUGGCUCCCGCAAGGGGCGCAGAGAGCAGGGACAGCACAGUUGCAUAGAGGCCGAGACUCAGACGAGCCACACCAGUGUCAAGCAGGUAUCAUCAACAGAACUGUGGCUUGGACCUAUGAGACUGACCCAGGAUCCUAUUCAGGUGUUGCUAGUAUUUGCAAAAGAAGAUAGCCAGAGCGAUGGGUUCUGGUGGGCCUGUGAUCGAGCGGGAUACAAAUGUAAUAUUGCUCGGACGCCGGAGACUGCCCUUGAGUGCUUCUUGGAUAAGCACCAUGAAAUCAUUGUCAUAGAUCACAGGCAUUCAAGAUACCUUGAUGCAGAAGCCGUGUGCAGGUCCAUACGAGCAACAAAGCCCUCAGAGCACACAACGAUUCUUGCCAUCGUACCACGUGUAGCUUCUGAUCAAGAGGAGAUGUCUGUCCUUCCCCUGCUGAAUGUGGGAUUUAAUAGGAGAUUUGUGGAGAACGGCAGUAUGAUCGCAUGUUACAAUGAGCUGAUCCAAAUAGAACAUGGCGAGGUGCGAUCUCAGUUCAAACUGCGGUCCUGUAACUCAAUAUUUACAGCCUUAGACAACUGCCAAGAAGCUAUUGAAAUAACUAGUGAAGAUCAUGUCAUACAGUAUGUUAACCCAGCCUUUGAACGGAUGAUGGGAUAUCAUAAGGAAGAACUUAUUGGAAAGGAACUUACUGAACUGACAAAGAGUGACAAAAACCGUGCAGAUCUCUUGGACACCAUUAACACGUGCAUCAAAAAGGGAAAGGAAUGGCAGGGAAUCUAUUUUGCAAGAAGGAAAUCGGGAGACAGCAUUCAACAGAAUGUAAAAGUAACCCCAGUUAUUGGACAAGGGGGUAAAAUUAGACAUUUUGUGUCUAUGAAGAAGCUGUGCAAUAGCAACGACAACAAUAAACAGAUCUACAAGAUAAAUCGAGAAGACAAUCCACUUGCAGAGUCUCACUCAUUUAGGCUGAAAAACAGAAGGAAAGAAUCAGUUGAUGUAAGAUCUAUCACCUCUCGCAGUAGUGAUGCACCAAGUUUGCAGAAUCACAGAUACUCUUCGAUGGCUCGAAUUCACACCAUGACUAUCGAGGCUCCAAUUACAAAGGUCAUAAACAUCAUCAAUGCAGCCCAAGAGAACAGUCCUGUGACUGUAGCCGAAGCGCUAGACAGAGUUUUGGAAAUUCUUAGAACAACUGAACUCUAUUCGCCUCAGCUGGGAACCAAAGAAGAAGACCCUCACACCAAUGAUCUUGUAGGCGGUUUGAUGACUGAUGGCUUAAGAAGGCUUUCAGGAAAUGAGUACGUUUUCUCAAAAAACAUGCACCACAGCCAUAGUCACCUUUCAGUGCCAAUAACCAUCAAUGACGUCCCAGUCCCACCUCGUAUCGCAGAAUUACUAGAAGAUGAAGGAUCCUGGGACUUUAACAUAUUUGAAUUAGAAGCGGUUACAAGUAAAAGGCCGUUGGUAUACCUUGGCUUGAAGUUAUUUGCUUGUUUUGGAGUCUGCGAGUAUUUGAAUUGCACAGAGGCCACGCUUCGCUCCUGGUUACAGUUAAUUGAAGCCAACUAUCAUGCAUCUAAUUCCUACCACAACUCUACCCAUGCUGCUGAUGUCCUACAUGCCACCGCUUUCUUCCUGCAGCAGGAGAAUGUUAAGGGAAGCCUUGACCAGUUAGACAAGGUGGCGGCGCUAAUUGCUGCCACGGUACAUGACGUGGAUCACCCUGGCCGGACUAAUUCCUUCCUCUGUAAUGCCAGCAGUGAGUUAGCCGUAUUGUACAAUGAUACAGCAGUGUUGGAGAGCCAUCACGCGGCACUCGCAUUUCAGCUCACAGCAAAGGACAACAAGUGCAACAUCUUCAAGAACAUGGACCGGACACAGUAUCGGACUCUCCGGCAGGCAAUCAUUGACAUGGUUUUAGCAACAGAAAUGACCAGGCAUUUUGAGCACGUCAACAAGUUUGUCAACAGCAUCAACAAACCCAUUGCAGCCGAAGACAGCAAUUCCAAUAGUGAGGGCAGUGAUUUUGAGUGUUCCACCAACAUAAGGAAUUCUCCAGAAAACCGGAUUCUCAUCAAACGCAUGAUGAUCAAAUGUGCUGAUGUAGCCAAUCCAUGCCGCCCCUUGAACUUGUGUAUAGAGUGGGCCGGAAGGAUCUCUGAGGAGUAUUUUGCACAGACAGAUGAAGAGAAGAGACAGGGAUUGCCAGUUGUGAUGCCAGUGUUUGACCGAAACAGCUGCAGUAUACCCAAGUCUCAGAUAUCAUUCAUUGACUAUUUUAUUACAGACAUGUUUGAUGCGUGGGAUGCCUUCGCCCAUUUGCCCAACCUCAUCCUACAUCUGACGGAGAAUUACAAGUACUGGAAAUCUUUGGACGAGUUAAAGUGUAAGAGUCUCAGGUGUUCGUCCGACUGAAGCAAGAAAGAGCUGAAACCCAACAGUGACCUCCUCGACCCGCACUGUGAAUUAUUCCCUUAUGAAAGUAAUACAGAUAAAGGGGAAGCACACUGGCUCAACCCUCGCUUUAUUUAGUGCAUAUGUACCAACAAUGGAUUUCAAUGGGGAAUGACGUAUAUUGUGACAAUACGAGGGGACCUUAUACCAACGUAACUUAUGGAAGGCCAGUUUCUUUUGAAAAUUAACAUCUUUUCAUACUUAGUAUUCAGUAGUCAAAGACACAAGACUUAUUGAAUGCAGUGUAAAUGCACUUAUCACAUGGGGUUUAUGUAUCAUUCAUGGAAAUGUGAGGGCCGGUGACCUUUGGUCAAUAUUGCCCAGCCAGAUGGAGUGCCAAGCUUUGCCUGAUCAUAGAGAGUAGACCACUCUGUUUUCUUGUAACUUAUUGCACUUUAGAUUUUCUAAAUCUGCAUAAUACAUGGGUCUGCUCCUGUGCAUGCAGCGCCCACUGUACACAGAUUUCUAUUUUAUUUCAAGCUAUUGUACAGACAUAGACGACGACGUGUUAAGGGAUUCUAUGUACAUAAUCCGGAAAACUGUGGCGAGAAACGGAGCGAGAAUCCUUCUUAUUGGAAGCUGUUUGCGCUGCUAAUAUUUAUAGCUUUGUCUAUGGUUAGAUUGUUUUCUGCUGCUAAACCAAUCACAAACACACUCAUAAUCCAAGAAGCCAAGUGUAGCUACACUUUACCCCUAACAAGAGGAUACAAUGGAAAGGACACCCAAUAGGAGAAGCCAUGGAUACUCCCAUAUACUCAUUGCACGUAUAGUGUUAAGGGCUAAACAUUUUACUAGCUAAAGUGCUUUUCUAAAUGAUUUUAAAAUCCCAUAGACAUGAAUGGAGAGUGGAGGAAUUUCACUCUAGAGGACAUUGUCAAUCUUUAACUUCACUUUUUGAUAAAUAUACCCCUUUGUGUUUCCUAUAACUUCCAGUUAUGAGCAGCAACUCUGCAGUGUCGAGAUGUGGGAAACACCAGAGCGGUUGGUGGCCAUACAUGGGUCACAGCUUAUUGGGUGAUGUAGAGACCCUUGUGGUGGCGUGGCCAGAUAUCUAACAAGGACAUUGCAAAAUCACUUUGGGUGAGGAUCUCCUGCAGUCUAUUUCCAACAGUCUCCCUUGGCUCUUAGAGGGAUGGUUCACCUUUAAGUUAACUUUUAGUAUGACAUACAAUUCUAAGCAACUUUUCAGUUGGUCUUCAUUAUU
Molecule: messenger RNA, 5142 nt
Organism: Xenopus laevis (African clawed frog)
Lineage: Eukaryota; Metazoa; Chordata; Amphibia; Anura; Pipidae
Gene: pde8b.L
Product: high affinity cAMP-specific and IBMX-insensitive 3',5'-cyclic phosphodiesterase 8B
Exons: 22
Coding region: 1281-3899 (872 amino acids)
Source: RefSeq, a predicted model, not a curated record